AUAUAUAGUCACGAGAUUUUGGUACUAAAUCAUUCAUUUCGAGAAGCUUUUCCAUUGAGAGGAGCAGACGUAAUGAAAUUUCUACCAGCAUUAAUUGUCGCCUGUGUGAUACUAGCCCCUCUGACAUGGGCUAAAUAUACUUCCGACCUAGAGGACCUGGACCUGGAGGAUGUCGAAUAUUCACCAGGCAGCAAGCUUUUAAGCAGAGUUCGCCGGCAAGGUUCCAGCAGUGACUCAUCCAGUGAUUCAUCCUCUGCUUCGUCGAGCGAUUCAUCUUCAGCCUCAAGCUCAGAUUCAUCAAGUGAUUCAAGCUCAGCUUCAUCAAGCGAUUCAAGUUCGGAUUCAUCGAGCGCUUCAAGCUCCGAUUCAUCAAGUGAUUCAUCCUCAGCCUCAAGCUCAGACUCAUCAAGCGACUCGUCCUCUGAUUCAAGCUCAGACUCAUCAAGUGAUUCAACCUCAGAUUCGUCAAGUGAUUCAAGUUCUUCAGAUUCAUCAAGCGCCUCUAGCUCAGAUUCAUCGACUGAUUCAAGUUCGGAUUCAUCAAGCGAUUCGAGCGCAGCUUCAUCAAGCGAUUCAUCCACAGAAUCCUCGGGUGAUUCAGGAUCCAGUAGUACCAGUGGGUCUGGUUCAACCGGAACCACUACUAAGAAAAAGCGGCGAAAAUUCAGAUUCAAGCAUAUACGUUUCCGCAAAAUACGCUUCCCAAGACGUAGGAAACAUCGACGUGGAGGUUCUCGUAACAAGAAGCGAAGGCACCGACCUAUCCGAAGAAGGGUGGUGCGACGUCGCGGGGGAAGACGUCGAAGUGGUGGAAGACGAGGUGGUGGUGGAAGGCAUGUAGUUUUCAGACCAUCGACAGGAGGGUCACGAAGGAGGAUGCUGGUGAGAAAUCUGCAUGGUAGAUCAGCUCGCAGGAGGCUGCUCAGGCGAAGGAUUUAAGAGGACAAAGUUAUUGGUAAGAAGAGAGGUCUGUAGAUUAGACCACUGAAGUCACUUUUGAAUUAUGAUGAACAUGCACAUGUCAUCGAAAUAAAAUUUUAGCAGCAACAAA
Messenger RNA from Hermetia illucens (black soldier fly), 1051 nucleotides. RefSeq names its product clumping factor A-like. The record is from RefSeq and is a predicted model, not a curated record. Lineage: Eukaryota; Metazoa; Arthropoda; Insecta; Diptera; Stratiomyidae. The transcript has 3 exons. The coding region runs from base 73 to 939 and encodes 288 amino acids.